AUGGCGGAGUCCCUUCUCAGUUUGUCAGGGACUGUUUUAGCUUCUCUCAUGUUUCAACAUGUAAACAGUGACACAGAAGUGGAGGGUCUUCUCAUUGGAGAAAGCAGGGUCGUUGAGAAGGUCAUCACCGGCAACUCGCAGUCUGAUCACAUUCAAAGAGAAGAAUUUUAUAAUAUCCAGAAGCACAUCGCCUGCCACAGUCUGAGCACUUUGUACACAAGCUCUGGGGAGGUGAACAUGGCUGCUCUGCAGAAGAUGCUGGCAGACAACGAGCAGGAUAAAGUGAUCGGCUGGUAUCGGCAGCGGAAGGACACGGAGCUACACGUGACGUUCAGGGAGAGGCUGGUCCAUGAAAAGCUGAAGAGCGCGCUGUCAAAGCCAAACAUGAUCUUCAUGCUGCUGACAUCCAGCAGCCUGACAAUGACUGGCGCCACUCACAUGACAGAGUACUCUGCCUUCAUCUCCCGCAACAGGUGCCUCGUCAGCAUUCCAGUUCUGGUUACCAACUUGGGUCUGUUGGAGCAGCAGGCCUACUGGAAGGAGUCAGUUAUGUGCACUGCAGUAGGAUACAACCUCAUCAUGAAGGAUUCCAGGUCCAAGUUCACCUCCGACGGGCAGUUGAAGGAGGUGAACGAAGUGAUUAAGAUGAACGAGUCACUGCAGGGGAAGCUGCAGAAAGCGUGCAGAGACGUGGAGGAGAGCGAACGUGCGGUUGAAGUGCUGCAGGCCGAGGUUUCAGCUCUCAAAAAGGAACUGCAAGAGAAGCAACGGGCUGCAGCAGGAAAAGAUAGCAAACCCACCAGUCCACCCGAGCCGAAGAACAACUUGCUGCUGCUUGAAGCUGCCAAAAGUCUGCUCGGCUCUUCCCCCGUGUGCCUCACACAGACCCCGAACCUGCAGGCGUUCCCUGUGUCUGAUGAACGCGUUCCCAUGGAAACAGAGGUAAACUCGGACACCGUGCAGGAACAGCUACCCUUGCUGUAG
Molecule: messenger RNA, 984 nt
Organism: Nematolebias whitei (Rio pearlfish)
Lineage: Eukaryota; Metazoa; Chordata; Actinopteri; Cyprinodontiformes; Rivulidae
Gene: abraxas1
Product: abraxas 1, BRCA1 A complex subunit
Exons: 9
Coding region: 1-984 (327 amino acids)
Biological process (GO): mitotic spindle assembly; attachment of spindle microtubules to kinetochore; protein K63-linked deubiquitination
Cellular component (GO): nucleus
Molecular function (GO): polyubiquitin modification-dependent protein binding; microtubule binding
Source: RefSeq, a predicted model, not a curated record